Molecule: messenger RNA, 3325 nt
Organism: Electrophorus electricus (electric eel)
Lineage: Eukaryota; Metazoa; Chordata; Actinopteri; Gymnotiformes; Gymnotidae
Gene: cp
Product: ceruloplasmin
Biological process (GO): iron ion transport
Cellular component (GO): plasma membrane
Molecular function (GO): copper ion binding; oxidoreductase activity
Source: RefSeq, a predicted model, not a curated record
CCAGCAGAGUGAAAUGUGGAAGUUACAGAGGACAGCGAUUGUGCUCCUGUGCUGGGCUGGAAUUGUGUCCUGCAUCACUAGAGAAUAUUACAUAGCAAUUAAGGAUGUUCAGUGGGAUUAUGCACCGAGUGGGAAAAACGUGAUCCAGAACAAGACUCUGGCAGAGGAUGAACAUUUGAGGACGUUUUUGGAGAAGGGGGAGCAGAGGAUUGGCCAUGUCUAUAAGAAGGCAGUGUACCUACAGUACACAGAUGCCACCUACAGGCAGGAGAUAGAAAAACCCACAUGGCUGGGCUUCCUGGGACCCCUCAUCAGCGCAGAGGAGGGGGAUGAAGUGGUUGUGCAUCUAAAGAACAUGGCUUCUCGCAAGUACUCCCUUCAUCCCCAUGGGCUCAGUUACAAUAAGUCCAGUGAAGGAGCUCUGUACCCAGACAUGACGCAGGGGGCAGACAAGCUUGACGAUGCAGUGGCUCCUGGGAAAACCUACACCUACAUCUGGCCUCUAGCCCCCUCACACGCACCGGGGAAAGAGGACGGCAGCUGCCUAACACGGGUGUACCACUCACAUGUCAACGCACCAAAAGACAUUGCCACGGGACUCAUCGGGCCUCUCGUCAUCUGUAAAAAAGGCACUCUGGAUGUACAUGGAGAUAAGACAGCGGACUACCUCUACACCCUCAUGUUCAGUGUCAGUGAUGAAAACCUUAGCUGGUACCUGGAUGACAACAUCAAGAUGUUCUGCACAGCGCCUACGAAAGUGAAGAAGGAUGAUGAGGACUUCAUGGAGAGCAACAAAAUGCACUCGAUUAAUGGUUACGUCUUCGGCAACCUGCCAGGCCUCAGCAUGUGCAUGGGGAAUAAGAUUCACUGGCACCUGUUUGGGAUAGGCAACGAGGUGGAUAUCCACUCCGCGUUCUUCCACGGACAGAUUCUGUCAGACAGGCAGCACCGCACAGACACGAUCAGCCUGUUCCCAGCUACAUUUGUCAGCAUGGAGAUGGAGGCAGACAACCCCGGCCAGUGGCUCCUGAGCUGUCAGGUCAACGAUCAUCUGGAGGCGGGCAUGCAAGUCAUUUUUGAGAUCAAGAAAUGUUUUCCCAAUGUUCAUAAACCCCGACCGUUCGGUGCGGUGAGGGAGUACUACAUCGCAGCUGAGGAAGUGAUCUGGGACUAUGGGCCCACGCAGAUCAACCAGUACACGGGCAUCAAACUACAGGAUGACAGUAUGGCGGACAUUUUCUUUGAUAAUCGUGAUGACCGGAUUGGAGGGAAAUACAAGAAGGUCCAGUAUGUGGAGUACACCGAUGACACGUUCACCAAGCACAAAGAGAGACUGCCUGAGGAGCUGCACCUUGGCAUUCUGGGCCCAGUGAUUAGGGCAGAGGAAGAGGACACCAUAAAAGUUACAUUCAGGAAUAAAGCUAGCAGACCCUACAGCAUCCAGCCACAUGGUGUGCAGUAUAACAUCGAGAUGGAUGGCACACUCUACCAGAAUGUUCUAGAAGAAUCAUACACUGCCAAAAAGCUCAGAGAACUCAAAAAAUUACCAAGAGUUAUUGAACCCCUUCCUGCCGCUCUGGUUCGUCCUGACACUACUUACAAGUAUGAGUGGGUGGUGCCUAAAGGUGGAGGCCCGACUGAAAAGGACCCUGACUGUCUCACCUACACAUACUACUCUGCUGUAGACCCAGUGCGAGACACCAACUCUGGGCUAGUUGGACAUCUUUUGAUCUGUAAACCCAAAACUCUCAAGGGAAGCAAACAAAAAAAUGUGGACAAAGAAUUCCACAUGCUUGCUACAGUUUUCGAUGAGAACCUGAGCUGGUAUUUGGAUGAGAACAUUAACAGAUACACAAAAAAACCAAAGUCUGUGAACAAAGAUGACGAAGACUUUCAGUUGUCAAAUAAAAUGCACUCAAUCAAUGGAUACAUGUACGGAAAUCUCGAAGGCCUGAAGAUGUGUAAGGGAGACAAGGUUUCCUGGCAUCUUUCUGGUUUGGGUUCAGAGGGGGACAUCCAUGGACUUUACUUUGAAGGCAACAGGUUCCUCUACCAAGGAACCCGGAGAGAUACCAUCAACCUCUUUCCCCAUGUGUCCCACACCAUCAUCAUGGAACCAGACAGCAUGGGCCAGUUUCAGGUCACAUGUAUGACUGCUGUGGACAGCCAUGCAGCGAUGAGGACAAACUACACCGUGGAGAAGUGUAGCAUCUGGAGCAGACAGUCAGAGAUGAUGCUCCAUCAGAAGAAGUACUACAUUGCCGCAGUGGAGGUGGACUGGGACUACUCCCCCACCCGCACCUGGGAGGAGCAGAUGUUCGACAGUCUUAAAGACAGCCCUGGCGAGACAUUCCUUAAAAAAGGGGGCAAAUAUAUUGGCUCCAAAUACAAGAAGGUUCUGUAUAGGGAGUACACAGAUGACACCUUCACCAAGCCAAAGGAAAGGCCUGCAGACAUGGAACACCUAGGAAUUAUGGGGCCUAUGAUCCAUGGAUACGUGGGCGAGAAAGUUAAGGUGGUAUUUAAGAACAUGGCAAACAGACCCUUCUCCAUUCAUUCACAUGGAGUAAAGACUGACGUUCCUCAGGUCUCCCCCACUGCACCAGGGCAAACUCAGACGUACACCUGGUACAUUCCCAAAACGGCUGGACCGACAGAUGAGCAGGAGGAGUGCACUGUUGGCGCGUACUAUUCCACGGUGGACACUAACAAGGAUUUGUACAGUGGUCUGAUCGGCCCACUAGUGAUCUGUCGGAAGAGUCUGAUGAGAACGUUGGGUCUGAAGAAGGAGAUCGAGGAGUUUGCUUUGCUCUUCAUGAUAUUUGAUGAGAAUGAGUCCUGGUACCUGGACGACAACAUCAAAGCACAUGUGAAAAGCCCUCCCAGGAAUUUAAAGGAGGAUGAGGAGUUUAUUAAAAGUAACAAAAUGUACGGUAUAAAUGGCUUGCUAUACAACAACCUUCAAGGACUGAACAUGCAUGUGGGAGAUAAGGUGCACUGGUACCUGAUGGGAAUGGGAGGAGAGGUGGACCUGCACACGGCACAUUUCCAUGGACACAGCUUUGACUACAAGGUGAGCGGCACCCACCGUGCUGAUGUGUUUGACCUGUUCCCAGGGACGUUCCAGACGGUGGUGAUGCGGCCCCUCUACCCAGGCUCAUGGCUCUUACACUGUCAUGUUGCCGACCAUGUGAUGUUUGGCAUGGAAACCACAUACACAGUGGCAGAAAAAGAGGAAAAAAAGGGAAUCCUAAGCAAGUUAGGAAGGAGAAGGAGAUAACGGUGAAGAAGAAAUUAAAUCAAGAUAUUUGUGAUUCAUUGCCCA